UUCCUCGUUGGUUGGAGCUUUCUCGAAUCUCGAGGCGCUUUGGAACGCUGUAUUUCAGCUGUCUCCAAAGACAACUGCAUACUAACAAUGUAACAAAGAAGAUUGUAAGUCAUUAGUCAAAGAGAAGUGUGAAGCAUAUUUGGCAAGAUGAACAUCUCUGGAAGCAGUUGUGGAAGCCCUAGUUCUGCAGAUAUAUCUAGUGAUUUUAAGGAGCUUUGGGCAAAACUAAAGGAGUACCAUGAUAAAGAAGUUCAAGGUUUACAAGUAAAAGUUACCAAACUGAAAAAGGAACGAAUUUUAGAUGCACAGAGACUAGAAGAAUUUUUCACCAAAAACCAACAACUGCGAGAGCAACAAAAGGUCCUUCAUGAAACCAUUAAAGUUUUAGAAGAUCGGUUAAGAGCAGGAUUGUGUGAUCGCUGUGCAGUAACUGAAGAACAUAUGCGGAAGAAACAACAAGAGUUUGAAAAUAUCCGGCAGCAGAAUCUAAAACUUAUCACAGAGCUUAUGAAUGAAAAGAAUGCUCUGCAGGAAGAAAAUAAAAAGCUUUCUAAACAGCUGCAACAGCGGAUUGAGAAUGAUCAACUGCAUCAAGCAAGUGAACUUGAAUCUGAGGAAGAAGUUAUUCCAGAUUCCCCAAUAACAGCUUUUUCCUACUCUGGGGGUAACCGACUGCGAAGAAAGGAGAAUCUCCAUGUUCGAUACAUGGAACAAACACAUGCUAAAUUAGAGCACUCUGUGUCCACAAAUGAGCUGAAAAAAGAUCCAAAGUCUUCAACUCAUCUACAACAGAACCCUAAUGAAAGUGAAAUUCUGGUCGCUGACAGUUGCAAUCAAAGUCAACCUCCCAUGGCUAAAACACAUGGAACAAAUAGUUACUCCACUGAUAAGUCAUCUUUUAAUUUAGCCACAGUUGUUGCUGAAACACUUGAAGUUGGUGUUCAAGAAGAAUCUGACUCGCAGCGUCCCAUGAGCCCUCUGGACGAUGACUUCUACCACUGUCUGGAAGAAGAUCACAAGAAACAGCCUUUGGAGGAAUCUGCAAGAAAUAAUGGAGAUGGUUUAAGAUUUUCAGAGUCUACUGCCAAGACUUCUCGCCAAGAAGAAUCAACUACUCGGGCAUCAUCGCCUGUGUUUGGUCCCACUUCUCAUGUGAAAAUUAGUUUAGGUUUGAAUACGAGUUUAUCCCCUUCUCUUCUAGAGUUUGGAGGAAAAAAACAUCUGAGAAUAGCAUCUUUCAACAAUAUUUCUAAUCCUAGGCCAGAGAAAAUUAGAUCAAUAUCUGAAAAUAGUGGCCUUUUCACACAUCCUGAUGUUGGAUCUAAAGAGAACAUGAUCGUUAGCCAGUUAUGUUCUAAUAAACAGAUGCUCAUACUUAAGCGUGUCAGCGAGUCUGUAGGUACUCAAGACAGUACUGAUCAUCGUAAAGAGGGCGUCACUGAUAAACCCCUGGUGCCCUUGAAACCACUGGGAAGCAGAACAUCCAAGAGGAAGAAACCCGAGGAAGAAAGUGAACAUGAAAUAAGCUAUCCCCAAGCUUCUUUUGAUAAAGAAAAUGCUUUUCCAGUGGAUAGUGAUGUUUCCAGCCGCAGAGAGUAUAUGAUGGAUAAACCUCUGGAUCUGUCUGAUCGGUUUUCAGCUAUACAGUGUCAGAAAAGCCAAGGAAGUGAGACCACUAAAAACAAAUUUAGGCAAGUGACCCUUUAUGAGGCUUUGAAACCCAUUCCGAAGGGCUCUUCCUCCAAUCGUAAGGUCUUGAAUGGGAGCUAUGUGCUACCCAAAGAUUCCCCAGAGGAUCCCUGUUUGCAGGAGUGCACACCCCAGACUUUGAGGGAACCCUCUCCAGAUGAGAAAACAUCAUUACCAAUAAAAGAAGAAAACGCUGUCUUCAAAAUCCCUCUACAUCCACAUGAAAGUUCGGAAAUGGACAAUCUUUGUGAUGACAUGAAGGAUACUACUUCUCAUGAGCCACUGAAAAUGAAAGCCAGGACCACCCAAGGAGCAUGUGAGCUUACAUCAGUUCUUCAGUUAAAUCCCUGUCGAAUUGCCAAGAUAAAGUCUCUACACAACAGUCAUGAUGUAUCCUUUGAAAAUGUCCAGUGGAGUAUGGAUCCCGGAGCAGACCUUUCUCAGUAUAAAAUGGAUAUUACUGUAAUAGAUACAAAAGAUGGCAAUCAGUCAAGAUUAGCAGGAGGAGAGACCGUGGACAUGGACUGUACAUUGGUUAGUGAAACUGUGCUUUUAAAAAUGAAGAUGCAAGAUCAGAAGGGAGGAAAAAGUCCAAGUGAAGAGAGAAAAAUGAAUGAUAGCUUGGAAGAUAUGUUUGAUCAGACAACACAUGAAGAAUAUGAAUCCUGCUUGGCAGAUAAUUUCCCUCAAGUAGUGGGUGAUGAGGAAGAAUUGCCAACUACCCCACAGAAACCAAACAGUCAUGGUGAUAAAUAUGAUACAAUCAAACAGAAAGCUUUUUUGGAGCCAUAUUCCAAGGACGAUGAAAGAGAUACUAGCAAACAAAAUUUUCCUCAUAUUGAGGUAGUUCGGAAAAAGGAAGAUCGAAAGAAACUACUUGGACACACAUGUAAAGAAUGUGAAAUUUAUUAUGCAGAUAUGCCAGCAGAAGAAAGAGAAAAGAAGUUAUCUACCUGCUCAAGACACCGAUUCCGCUACAUUCCACCCAACACACCAGAGAAUUUUUGGGAAAUUGGUUUUCCUUCUACUCAGAUUUGUAUGGACAGAGGUUACAUUAAGGAAGAACGUACUCCCUGCCCUCGUCCAAAAAGACGGCAGCCGUACACUGCAAUGUUUUCUCCAAAGGGCAAAGAGCAGAAGACAUAGAUGUUCAGGCAAAAUCAGGAUAGAGGACUUUUUUCCUUUUUGGUUAUUUAUAGUUAACGUUAGUAUUAAACACUGAUUUUUUUAAUCUUUGUAAACUGAUUUAUUAAUCAAUUUUGUAUUGAAAAAUGUUUGUAAAUGACAUUUACCGACCACACAAACAAUUAUUUAAAAUGUGGAUGCGUUGAUGUACUUUCUUGCUUUUUGCACCUUUAAAACAGUAAGGUGCUUUCAUUUUGCACUCUUAAGAGGUGUUUAUUUACUUUGGUAAAACCCAAUUACAGUUUUGAAAAUACGA
Messenger RNA from Echinops telfairi (small Madagascar hedgehog), 3130 nucleotides. It is a transcript of the gene RBBP8, whose product is annotated as RB binding protein 8, endonuclease. The coding region runs from base 148 to 2835 and encodes 895 amino acids. Gene Ontology annotation, biological process: double-strand break repair via homologous recombination; DNA double-strand break processing involved in repair via single-strand annealing. Gene Ontology annotation, cellular component: site of double-strand break. The transcript has 19 exons. Gene Ontology annotation, molecular function: Y-form DNA binding; single-stranded DNA binding; flap-structured DNA binding. The record is from RefSeq and is a predicted model, not a curated record. NCBI's taxonomy places the organism in Eukaryota, Metazoa, Chordata, Mammalia, Afrosoricida, Tenrecidae.